AUGGACACAGAGGAUGGAACCGUCCCCCUUGACGAAACAUAUACAGAAACAGUCAGCUACCACGGACGUAUUUUCCAGCAGCAUGCCCUGGCAAAAAGGAUAUAUUUUGCUCCGAUCGAUGAAGAAGAAAUAGCGCAAUUAGGAGAGAUGCACUCUAUGCUCCGCACGGUCUUCGAUAAUAGACUGAUAUUUCCUCCUGUGAGCCGACCAAAGAUGAUUCUCGAAUGCGGAUUUGGUGCAGGAGACUGGUCUGUUGAUGUCGCUGAGCAGCACCCAGACGCGGAGGUCAUCGGGUUAGACAUUAGUCCGCACAUGAUCCCAGAAGAGUUGCCUGAUAAUCUGGACCUUCAAGUCGACGACCUAAACGGAGACUUCACAUUUCCACCCGAUCAUUUCGACGUCGUACACAGCCAGUUGAUGGCAGGCGGGAUCCGCGCAAACCGCUGGCAAAGCUAUCUGAAAGACAUAUACCGCGUGCUUCAACCUGGAGGUUGGUGCCAAAUGGUCGAAAUGUAUUUCAACGCUCAAUCAGAUAACGGAACGCUGUCUCCAGAUCACGCGCUUUCGAGAUGGUCAAGCGGAUAUCUUGAUGCCAUGCAUCCUCAAAAGGACCCACGAGCAGCUCUACGCCUCAAAGAUUGGAUGAAGAAUGCAGGCUUCGUCGACAUUGAAUCACGUCUUCUGACUCUACCCAUGUGCCCUUGGCCAAGCGAUCCCCGCGACCAUGACAUUGGUACUCUGAAUGCAGGUAUCGUAAGCCAGCUGCUCUAUUCGAUGGGUCUAUAUCCAUUCACACAAAUGCGAGAUAUGCCUUUGGAAGAUUUUCAGCUCAUGGUGGCUCAAGCGAGAAAUGAGGCCGCGAAUCCUUCGUACAGGGGAUGA
This is a messenger RNA of Trichoderma asperellum CBS 433.97, 882 nucleotides long. The record is from RefSeq and is a predicted model, not a curated record. NCBI's taxonomy places the organism in Eukaryota, Fungi, Ascomycota, Sordariomycetes, Hypocreales, Hypocreaceae.